GUAAAAUGCCAACCAAUUAGGAAAGGCCAUUGGGCGUCAGGCAGCCAAUCGGAAAAUGACUAAUCGGCCAAGGCAAGGCGCGCUGGCAGAAGGGGGAGACGCCGGGAGAGUUCCAGGAAGCGACGCCAGGAGAAGGUGGGCCACCGAACCGGGAGUUGAGGACAGGCCGUCGGGUUCCGGACCCGAGCCACCAGGACUUCACCCGACCGGGGCCUCCUGCCAACCCGUUCCUGUGCGUCGCCAGCCUACCCGAGCGUGCCGCCAGCUGCUCAAGGCCGUGCCAUUCAACAUGAACCGUGUAUUGGGAAUGGACCUUCUCGCAGCCGUUGCCGUUGCCAUAGCUUUGAUCAUCAUGGCCCCCAAUAAAGCUGCUGCUCUAGGCGGCGGUGUUGGAGGUACGGACGGAAUCAUGGGUCACAGCAAGAAGUGAAUCAGCGCUGACAGAAGAUGAAGGGGCUUCAAGUUUUGCUAGGACAAAGACGACAUGUGAUCCAAUAAAAUACGCAAAUAAGCAAAAUGGGCGACCUUUUGUAUGCUUUGGCGCCACGUGUUACAUCAACGGGC
Dermacentor andersoni is the source of this 564-nucleotide messenger RNA. NCBI's taxonomy places the organism in Eukaryota, Metazoa, Arthropoda, Arachnida, Ixodida, Ixodidae. The record is from RefSeq and is a predicted model, not a curated record.